Molecule: messenger RNA, 732 nt
Organism: Daldinia decipiens
Lineage: Eukaryota; Fungi; Ascomycota; Sordariomycetes; Xylariales; Hypoxylaceae
Exons: 1
Coding region: 136-513 (125 amino acids)
Source: RefSeq, a predicted model, not a curated record
GCUAGAAACACACCCCGAAGCAACCGUCACUUCUUCUAAUGUACUUCGUCUUAGUCGUCUUAAUCUCCCCAUCUCAUCGUCAUUUUUUAUUACCUAUUUUAUUCCACUCGGAUCCCAUCACAUUAAAACAACCUAAUGAUCAACGUCUUCCUAUUCCUUUUGUACUUCCUAUCACCGCGUUCUGAAAGAUUUUGGGGGUUCGGUUCGGGGCACAACAGCGACAAAUACCAUAUCAGAGGCGUUCAGGAUUUUCACAAUGGAUACUAUCAUAUUUUCUUUUUCUUUUUCGGUCAACUCUUGUAUCAUUACAAUCCUCGCGACAUAUUGGUGCGGCGAGGAUAUCAGAGAACCAUGCUAUGGUGGAUUGAUGGCUACGAAGUAAAAUGUCGGAGAAAAAAAAUCACGAGUUCUAGAGGUAUCAGUGUACGAAGGAGGCCGGCAGCGCCUUUCAGCGAGGAAAGGCUGAAUUACGAGGAGAUCGGUACCAAAGAAAAUGGAAGCAGCCUAUGUUAGUUGCGGGAAUUGCACUUGGAGGAAAUCUUAUGAAUAUGCCUUGUAUUAUUACGUUCUAGACUAUCUUUGAUAGCAGCUCUCUGUUUUCCACCCUGAUCUUAUUUGUUUCUGAGAUACCAGAUCAGGGGCUUUUAGAAGAUAAAGCACGCAAAACUACCUAAUGAAUUACGUUCUUGUAUAUAUGUAUUUCUUAGCACUCCUUCACUCGAAUGAUCGUGA